Messenger RNA from Planococcus citri (citrus mealybug), 5443 nucleotides. Its product is annotated as focal adhesion kinase 1-like. Gene Ontology annotation, molecular function: ATP binding; protein tyrosine kinase activity. NCBI's taxonomy places the organism in Eukaryota, Metazoa, Arthropoda, Insecta, Hemiptera, Pseudococcidae. Bases 950 to 4630 code for a protein of 1226 amino acids. The record is from RefSeq and is a predicted model, not a curated record. Gene Ontology annotation, cellular component: focal adhesion; cytoskeleton. The transcript is spliced from 22 exons. Gene Ontology annotation, biological process: signal complex assembly; protein phosphorylation.
ACCUACUAUUUGCCAUUUAGUCUUUAGACGUACUGACUUCUGAAGUACGAACGUUUAAUUCGCAUCGCGUUGUCGCGUUUCUCGAUCGAGUCGAGUCGCGAGAAGAGGGAUUCGAAAUUAAGACGUGUAGGUGCGAGUGAAUUUUUUUUCGAUAUUAUUUUUUUCUGUGGUGCUAAUUAGUGAAACGAUGCGGGUCGUAGAGUGUACUAUUGUCGCGAUGCCGAUGGUGGCCCCUUUCUUUGGCACUUUGUCGAUCGACAAGACGGAAACGAGAAGACGAAGAAGAGCUUCCUUUGUCGAUUACAAGGAACUGGAUCGAAGCUGCAGUUGUCGAUUGUAAUUCGCCCGAACUAGUUGAUCGAAACCGGUGCGUCGGUGUGAGAAAUUUUGGUGCUAGGUUCGAGGAUGUGCUGGCUCAUCGUCGAUGUGUUUAAUAUUAAUUGUCGUCGGUGAUGGUGAAGUGCAUAGUGCGUUGUCUGCGAAGUGCAUGUGUAUGAUUAUCACGUAUUUUUCGUAUUAAUCUUGCUAAUACUGCACCUAGAGAUAGAGCUUUUGUCGUCUGGAUCGAUGCUGUCAUCGUAGUGCAUCGUUGAGGUCUACGUUGCUCAUAAUAAUAAUAAAGAUACCGUCGAACGAUCGCGACUGUAUUAUCUGUGGUUAGUUCGUUAUUCGUGUAUAGUGACCAUCGAUCGUAUUUCCCCAUAAUAUUCGUAUUGUGUGUGUGUAGUGCGUGUCGAAUUGUCGAGUGUCGCGACUCCGACUCGAUCGCGAACCACAGAGAUCCUAACAAGGUUGUCCACGAGUGUGUCUACCGGCUUCGGUUGACUCGCGUAGGUUUCAUCCUCCAUACGAGAUCGUCUCGAUCGUCGUCGGAAUCUCGUUGAAAAUCGAGAUUACGUAAUGAUCUACUCUGCUCAACUCACUCGUUAAAUUCGUAAACCCAUUCAAUAUGUUGGACCUGGUCUCAUCGCGUAAAUCAUGCUACGUCCAAAGCCCUUGGAAACCACCUCUCGGGGUUCAUGCUAAAACUACCCCUAGCUCGGAUAUCGAGAAGCUGAUCGAACACAAGGCUAAUAAGAAAAAUCUGCCUCAGAGUAAACCUAGACGUCCUUAUAGUUACCAUGGUACCAGACUAAAGGAACCUAUACCCGAAGAGAAGCCCCAAAUACCGUCACCUAAAUCAUCUGCGGCUCAACAAAUCGCCUCGAAGUUGUUCUCGUCGUUGAAUUGUGCUGCUCAAAUGAACGCUUACCAAACUCUGGUCCCCGAGAAAGCCAUUAGUCCUCCGAUGAUGGAGUUUGGUGCUGGGGGAGGAUUCACCGAUAUUUCGAGAACUUGGAGGUUUCAUCCGUUUAAAACGAGCCAUGAACAAAACAGAAUGGAAAGGGAGUUCACGAAUUUGAUACCGUCUGGGGAUGUAAUCUCGGAUAGAACGAAAUCGCCGGCUAAUGAACGACGAAAUAAUGCUCAACAGAAUACAUGUACAUCAGAAAGGACAUCUACUACUUUGAAAGUAUUCUUACCCAAUGGCGGAUUCAAUAUCGUCAAGUUUAGCGAGAAUAUCGAUGUUAAGGAAAUUAUUUUAUUAGUUACCAGUCGUUUAGCUACAACUCCUCGUUUGUAUCAAAAUGUUUACGCUAUGCGUUUAUAUCAUCCACUUACCGGAGAAACGCAUUGGUUGCAUCAGGAUACCACGAUGUCUGAGGUGUAUGAAAAAUACGAUCAAAUAUAUCCAAUGCAAGAGUGGAGAUACGAUUUAAAAGUACGAUACGUUCCUCAAGAUCUAAACGACCUAUACGAAAAAGAUAAAUGCACUUUCUAUUUUUAUUAUGAUCAAAUUCGCAACGAAUACCUGUCAAGUGACGCAGGUACGAAAAUAGAUCAAGAUAUGGCCGUUCAAUUAUGCUGCCUGGGAAUACGUUUCUAUUUCAAGGAUAUGCCUCAGAUCGCUCUCGAUAAAAAAUCCAAUUUGGAAUAUUUAGAGAAAGAGAUUGGAUUACUGCAGUUCCUUCCUAGAACUAUUUUAGAUGGCUUUAAAACGAAGACUUUAAGGAAACUUAUUCAACAGCAGUUUAAAAAAGUUGCACAGUUGUCUGAGAGAGAAUGUAUGUUCAAAUUUCUCGAACUUCUCAGAUCUGUGUAUCGAUACGAUCACGAAACCUUCAAAUGCUCUCUAGGAUCAGGAUGGUCCAUACCCAUAGAACUAGUCAUCGGACCGGAUCUCGGCAUCUCAUACAUGUCGCAUCAAUCCUCCGACCCGAUAAAAAUGGCGACCUUCGAUAGCAUCGAAGCGAUCCAGACAUCUUUAUCGGACUGCGAAGCUCAUCGUAAAGCUAUCCUACAACUUCGAGUGACCGGUACUGCCGAAACGUUGACCAUUACUUGCCCAUCGGAAGACGAAAUGGAUAGUUUGGCUGAUCUCAUCGACGGAUAUUGCAGACUGUACAAUAAUAAUGGUACCUCGUUGUGGAAUCGUAAAACUGCCGUUUGGAAUAGAUUUCCAUGUCCGUGCGGAGCUAAAGCCGCUUCUGCGAAAAAUGCCAAUAAAAAGAACGGCGAUCUUUUAUCCGAAGAUUACGCCGAGAUUGUCGAAGAAGAAGGAGAUUAUUCGACUCCGACGAAUCGAGACUACGAAUUACAAAGAUCUCAAAUCGAAUUGCGAGAGAUUAUCGGAGAAGGUCAAUUUGGCGAUGUUCACGCCGGUAUUUGUAAACUAAAACAGAAUUCCAAAGCUGGUGUCAAAGAACGAGCUAUUCCAGUGGCUGUGAAAACCUGUAAAGCAGAUGCUGAUCUGGCUAUGGCUGAGAAAUUCUUGGAAGAAGCUUAUAUCAUGCAGCAAUUCGAUCACCCACAUAUCAUCAAAUUAAUAGGAGUAUGUUGUUCUAGUCCUAUUUGGAUAGUCAUGGAGUUAGCGAAGAAAGGAGAAUUACGAGCAUAUCUACAAAAUAACAAGGCUGUACUGGAUCUCGCCACAUUAGUUCUUUAUACAUUCCAAUUAUCUACCGCUCUUUCGUAUCUAGAAUCGAAGAAAUUUGUUCAUAGAGAUAUCGCCGCUCGUAACGUCUUAGUGUCCUCGGACAGAUGCGUCAAACUAGCAGAUUUUGGAUUAUCUCGCUGGGUUCAAGAUCAAUGUUACUAUAAAGCAUCAAAGGGAAAGUUACCUAUUAAAUGGAUGUCCCCUGAAUCGAUCAACUUUAGACGUUUUACCACUGCCAGCGAUGUUUGGAUGUUCGGUGUUUGUAUGUGGGAGAUCCUGAUGCUGGGAGUAAAACCAUUCCAAGGUGUGAAGAAUAACGACGUUAUUGGAAAAAUAGAAAAUGGAGAACGAUUACCAUUACCAACUUUAUGUCCUCCGAGAUUAUACAGCCUGAUGAGCCAGUGUUGGUCUUACGAACCGAGUAAAAGACCUACUUUCAAGGAGAUCAAAGAAGUGCUCAAUGAAAUCCUAUUGGACGAACGCCACCAACAGCAAGAAACCGUACGACGAGAAAAUCGGAGAGUUCACGGACUAUCUUGGAGUUCAACCGGCUCCGACGAAGUACUCCCACCUCCAAAACCGAGCCGAUAUCCGGCCGGAGGCGUAGACAUCUGCAGCAGCAAUACAUCCACAACUCUGGGCUCACUAGACCGUAACCCGGCUCCGGUAUCUUCCUACAUAGUCGCUCAAAAUCCCGAGGUACUUGUGCACUUACUGAAAGAAAACGAAGCCCGCGGUUUGAAUCCAUCCGUGUAUACAACUCCGGCCUCUGCGUUCAACACGAUAGCGAGUGAUGGAGUUCCUUACGGUGAGAAUGUUUUACCCGAAGGUAUCCCAGGAGCUGAUCAAGAUGUACAGAUCGAAUCACUAGAACGUCGUCUCCGUCAACAGCAAUUCGAAUCCGAACGAGAUGGCAAAUGGUUAGCCGAAGAGGAAACUAAUCUGAAAAAACGACUCUCAGUCGCAGCCAGUUUAUCAGAUAGUGAUUCGGCCGAUGGCCGGAGUUCGUGUACGCCCCCAUGGAAACAUUCCGGCUCACUGGAUCGCUCUCGUACGCAGAAUUCCGAAGAACGCGUUAUCGUCGCUAAGAAAAUGGAACCAACGCCUACUGCCGAUUUAGACCGUACUAAUGAUACAGUGUACGAAUGUACGACCAACGUUGUAAAAGCUAUAAUGACUCUUUCCCAAGGUGUACAGCAGAAUUUAUUUAACGAAUACUUAGAACUAGUCAGAAAAGUUGGGUUGGAGUUGAAAGCUUUACUAUGUAGUGUCGACAUCCUUGUUCCUGUGUUUCCGGAAAGUGCUCAUAAAGAGAUUGAAAUGGCUCAUAAAGUGUUGAGUAAAGAUAUGAAAGAGUUGGUGGCUGCCAUGAAAUUAGCCCAGAAUUAUUCCAAUACGAUGGUCGAUUCGUCUUAUAGAAAGAGCAUGCUAAGUUCAGCUCACGUCCUAGCCAUCGACGCUAAGAAUUUACUAGACGUGAUCGACUCGGUUCGCAUCAGAUAUCCCGAUGUGGACAAGAUGAUCAAAACGAACAAUCGUAAUAACACAAAACCUGCUCCAGCUCCAGAUCCUGGAGAGUCUCAAGGAAGCAGUGGAAGCGACGUAUCCCAUUACGGUGUACCGAAUAAAGUCGAACAUAUUACAGCUAACUAAUUAAAAAGCUCUACUAUUCAACGUUCCCAUUAUUAAAGUCAUCAUGUGUGUAGAUAUAGUUUUUACGAUAUCAUCAUCAUAAUCGCUCAUCUUAUAUUAUACCUACUUAUUUUUGCUCUUCUUUACGAAUUUUGUGUUUCGCGCUAUAUUUUUUUUCUCCAUUUUAUAUUAUUAUCAUCGUCGGUAUUUUGCUCUUCUUUCUCUGUUUCUCUUUUGUUGGUUUGUUUUUUUUCUCUUUCUUUUUUCAUGUAAUCGAUAACUAUAGAACAUUUUGCCAAAUGUGUAAAAUUCAAUACUAGUCGUUUUAUUUAUAUGUUUAUAUUAUCACCCUCUUUUUAAUGUAUUAUUAUUUUUUAAGGUUGUGAAAAAAUGUUUAUCGAAAGAAAAAAUUUUAGCAGUGAGUUCGUCGUAUUCGUUAUACGCGGAGAUAAUUUAAAUGGAUGUAGGGGAAAUUCGCGUGUACGUAAAUUCUUAUUUUACUUUUUUUUUUUUGUUUGGCUGUGGUACAUAGGACGUACAUGGUGACAUCCGAGUACGUUUAUCACGUCUUUUGCUAUAGAAUAUAUUUGACUUUUUUUUUAAUUUUAUUUUUAUCAAAUCGAGUAGUCAUUAGAGGAGGUAUUUAUAUUAUGAGUAAUGAGUAUGGUACUCUUUUUGAUAUUAUAUUUUAUGCUUUUUUUUCUCUCUCUCGUACUGUUUCGACUGUCUGUAUACCGCGCCAUAGAAAAUUAUGUUAUUUGAUUAUUAGUUGAUUGAUUUUCAUUGAUUUGUGAUUUGUGUUUCGUACCUAAAUAAAUUUUUUAUUCCAGUGUA